AUGGGGAGGGCUCCAUGCUGUGACAAGAUUGGGCUGAAGAAGGGGAGGUGGACAGCAGAGGAGGAUCAAAUCUUAAUCAACUAUAUCCAGACCAAUGGGGAAGGCUCCUGGAGGUCAUUACCCAAGAAUGCAGGGUUACUGCGGUGUGGUAAAAGUUGCAGACUAAGAUGGAUUAAUUAUUUGAGAGCCGACUUGAAGAGGGGAAAUAUAUCCGCCCAGGAGGAAGAUAUCAUCAUCAAAUUGCAUGCUUCUCUGGGAAAUAGGUGGUCUUUGAUAGCAAGUCAAUUACCAGGAAGAACGGAUAAUGAAAUCAAGAACUACUGGAACUCUCAUUUGAGUAGGAAAAUUGACACCUUCAGAAGGCCUACUACUACUACUAGUGAUCAAAUGAGUAGCCUACCAGCAGCUGCUAGUAAUAAUAUUCCUUCCAAGCGAAGAGGCGGUAGAACCAGUCGCUGGGCCAUGAAGAAGAGCAAAACAUACACCACUACUAAUUCUACUAAUUAUACCCAACGUCACAACAAGGGCCAGAAGGAGAUUACAAAUAUUGCUGCUGCUGAUGAUGAGGCGAUUGCCCUGGAGAAGAAGACGUCCUUGCCUGGGCCUAAUGAUAAUAUUGAUACUAUGCACCGCGAUUACAUGGUAUUAAUGACUGACCCAGCUGCUGAUCAUCAUGAUCAUCAUCCUCAUCACAUGGACGACUGCAGGGUCGACAACCUUGUUAAUCAUGAUCAUGAUCAUCAGCAGCAGGAGGAAGCAGGAGGACUAGCAAUCCCAGUGGUCCUCAUGAGCUCAACUACUACUACUACUACUGAGGAUGAGGAGGAGGAGGAGGAGGAGGUGGUGGUGGUGGUGGAGGUGGAGGUGGAGGUGGAGAAGAAGGAGACUCGUGAUCAUGAUGGGCUAUGUCCUGUCAAUAUUGAUCAGUGUCAGAAGGAAAGUCAUCAAGAAAUGCUUUUAGGACCACAUCCACAUAACGACGAGAACAAGGACGAUGACUUGGAUGAAUCUGGCGGCAUUGAAUUUGAUGGUGGGUUGUUGGGUACAUUUAAUGAAUUGAUGGACAAUGUUGAGUUACUGCAGAAGGAUCCAAAUUCAAAUGGGGUUUUGUCUUUGAGCGACCAUCAACAUGAUCAUGCCAUGGGCGUUACUCAUGAGGUAGAUCAGGUAGAGACUACUACUACUACCACUUGUGGUCAUUUGAGCUCGUCAUCAAACGGACAACUAUGCUUUUCUUCAAUAAUGUCAAUGACUGCUACUUCAAGUAGUUCAGCUUCAGCUUCAGCAGCUGCUGGUAGUUAUUAUUUUGAUAUGGAGGAUGGUCAAGCUGCUGCUGCUGCAAAUGGAAAUGAUCGUGAUCAUAACAAUCAUAUAUUAUGGGAUUGGGAGAGUGUUGUCGAAGCAGGGCAUGAGUUAUGGGAUCAUGAUGAUGAUAAAGAAAAUAUGCUUUCUUGGUUGUGGGAGGAGGGUACUUGUUCUUCUUCUACCACUAGUAAUACUACUGCCGCUGCUGCUGCUAAUACCAUUGAUCGUCAUCUUAACUGGGAAGGAGACACUACCACUUAUGAUACAUCGAUGAUGAGAAAGGCCGUGGACGCUGACAAACAAAAUGCGAUGGGCAGACUAACCUCUAAGCCGUGCUGUGCUGCUGCUGAUAAUCCGUUUAGCCUUGACCCUGCGGCGGUCGGUUGUUGGCGGCGGGGGAUGUUGAAGUUGAAAUAUAUUGGCCUCCGAGCCUUGACUAUCAUUGGUGAACAACAUAGCUUCAUUUCAUCCGCAGUCAAGCUCAGAUGUAAUGCCAGGAUAGAUAACCCAUUAUCCGCGAGGGCUUUGUCUUGCAUAACAACGUUUUCCCGGUCCUUUAAUUCUUCACCUUCUGAAGAUGAUGAUUACUCAGAAUUGGGCUCCCCAGUGCCUAAAGCUCCAAGUAAUCCUAGGAAGUUGAUGACAGAGAAGCCUGAGCCUUAUAUGAAAACUAAUCGUAAGAAAAAAUCGUCUGGAAAGCCUUCAAAAAGCAGCAUCAGCUCGAAAGAUGUUUCCUCUAAACGGGAAUCAAGCAGGAGAGCAAGUUUGGAUCUUGAGGUUAUUACAGAAGGCUUUGAUCUUCCAAUUCAUCGACCAGAUGACCAAGAGGAAGUUACCAUUAGAAUUACCAACAUAAACUCGGAGACAAGUGAUUCUGCAGUAUACUCAAUGUGCAUGUCCUGUGGUAGCUUGGAGGGGGUUGUGAGGACAAAAGCAGAUGCAGUGGAUGCCUUGUUUAGCGUGAAAGACAACAUGGGCAUACAAAGUUUAAUUAGAAAGUUGAAUCAGAUGGUCGUGAAUGAUCACAAAUGGUCAGCUAACUUACAUUCAAGAGACUCCGCCCCUGCAGUGACGAGCAAGAAAAUCAAUGCUAACUGCGAUUUGGGACUGGAUGUAAGCCGUCAUCUGGGUGACCUAAGAAGCCAAAUCAGUGUGAAGACAGUGUGCGUAGAAGACUUGGAGUAUCUGCAUAAUGCCUUGUUGCAUCUUGAGGCUCAACCGGACAGAAGCAGUAGUAUUCCUAACGGUGACAGCUGA
This is a messenger RNA of Prunus armeniaca (apricot), 2562 nucleotides long. Lineage: Eukaryota; Viridiplantae; Streptophyta; Magnoliopsida; Rosales; Rosaceae. The record is from the annotation of a GenBank genome assembly.